Molecule: messenger RNA, 3009 nt
Organism: Ceraceosorus guamensis
Lineage: Eukaryota; Fungi; Basidiomycota; Exobasidiomycetes; Ceraceosorales; Ceraceosoraceae
Exons: 6
Coding region: 333-2885 (850 amino acids)
Biological process (GO): regulation of transcription by RNA polymerase II
Cellular component (GO): SAGA complex
Molecular function (GO): transcription coregulator activity
Source: RefSeq, a predicted model, not a curated record
CUUCGACCAUCCAACUCCAAGGCAGCUCAGCCUUCGGUCGCUCGAGCAGCUUCUGUUCGCCGAGUUGUUCACCACUAGCGCCCCGCUGAUUCCAGAGCCAUCAAAACCCCUCGUGACCCUUCAAGAAUACUGCAUCGCUUUGUGCAGCGCUGCGAGCGCUGUGCUUCAUUCGUUCGCCGGAUCUCCCGACCCAAGGUCCUGCUUGGACAGGGUCGCAGCACCGGACGUCAAGCUCGCGCCGGAAGCUCUCGGCUAAAUCCUCUGCUCUCGGUAUCAACUCGCCUUGUGUUCGCUCUAAGGAUUCACGCCGACACCGGGCGCCACAGGCGGCCAUGUCUGGCACAGGCUGCGUCUACAAUCGUGUGCGGGCCACCAGGCAGCUCUUGAAGCGCUACCGAACCCCGCCCUUCUCGCCAUCUCUCAGGCUGCACAUAUGGGUCGGAGGAUUCAGGUUUGAUGGUGGAUCCGGUACCUUCACCCUGCAGUCUCCUUUAAAGACGAUCAUCACCUACAUUGUAGCUGGGAGGAUCCCACCGGAUCUGCUCGAUGUGAUCCACUCGUGCGGCGUGCGGUUCUAUGAAGGUGCUCUGAUUGUCGAGGUGCACGAUCACAGACCAGUCUUGGCGCGCAAGGCCGAACCAAUCGAUGUUCCAAAGUACGGCUUUCAAGAUCCUUAUGCUGCCGAGUCUACAUCUGCUUCAGCCACUGCGGGGAGCUCUGGAGCAUCAGCAGAUCCUGGCUCUAGCAGUGCUGGGCGCACAUCCAUGCCAACGACAGGAGCUACUGUGGAGAUCUACAGGCUGGUCCUUUGGCCGAACGAUGAGACGCUGUGGGUAGACUUGCGUUUGAUGGACACGCGCGAAGGCAAGGAGUGGAGUGACGAGGAUGCGUUGCUGGUGGAAGCAAAGAUCUUGAACUUGACGAGCCCAUUACUCUGUCUCGAGCCGGACUUUCAAGCCACACGAAUCGCCAACUUCAUGAUGAAUGCCACUGCCAACCCAGCCUCGGAGCUUAAUUUAGCCCCCUCUGGCACCUUUGGUGGUCCUAUAGACAUUGACCCCAACACGGGAAUGGCGAGAUUGCCAGCCGCUGGGUCGAAGAGGAACUCGUCGCAGGCAGACAAGGAUGAGGAAGAUCGCAUUAGACGAAGUAAGAUCAUGAAGCUCAUGUCACAGGGUGAUGAUGACCAGCAAGAUCGAGCUAUGGCCAUGCUAAGCGGUACUUCAAACGCUACGUUUGCCCCAAGUUUCUCGCGCAUGAACUUCAUCUCGGACUGGCGAGCGAAGCGCAUGGCAGAUGAAAUGGCGAAGAAUGGUCGUGCUCCCCCGAACGGGGCUAGUGCGAAUGGUGGCGGUAAUAAUGAGAAUGGUGAAGGCAGCUCAGGCGCCGCGUCGAGACCGGCUGCCAAGAAGAAGAGAAAGCGGUCGCAAAAGAAGAAGGAUGAGGAUGACGCCGAGAGCGACAAGGACGUACCAUUGGCCGCAAGUUUGUCCGCUGCACCAGAAAAAGCUAAGAAGCUGACCAAGAAGGAAAGAACGAAGCUUAAAGAGGAGCAAGAGCGUGCAGAGCAGGAAGAGAAAGAGCGUUUGGAGAAGGAGGCAGCCGCCGCCGCUGCUGCCAAGGCAAGCACAUCCAAAUCCAAGAAAAAGAUCUCUAAGAAGCAACGCGAGAAACAAGAUGCCGAAGCAGCCGCCCAGGCUGCUGCAGCCCCCGGAGCAGGCAGCGUGGAGAGCACUCCCGUCAAGACUGAAGCAAGCGGGUCAGGCAAAAAAGCCUCGUCGAGUUCUGCAACGAAGAAAAGCAAGAAGCCGCAGACGCCGUCUACUCCUGCUGCUGCAUCUGGCAGUCAGCCGAUUCAGACACCCGUGGUGCCAUCUUCUUCCGUCGUAGCUUCUCCCUCGAUCGGCAACCUGCCCGGCACCCCUCACUCCGGCAAUUCUGCUCAGAUGUCCGCUCCAGGACAGUCGAACAUGGCUCCGGGUCAACCACACAUGCUCACGCCUCAGCAGCAACAUGCACACGCCCAAGCUCAGAGGAUGAUGUCCAGCAUCAUGGCUCAACAGCAGCAGACGGGAUCGCCUCAUCAGCUCGGCGCUAUGGUCGGUAUGGGUCAGCAAGGUGGGGUGCCUGGCGCGAUGGCGCCUCAACAGUCUCAGGCUGGUCAUCAACCUCAGCCGCCUGGGCAAGGUCAGUCGCCCACGCUACAGCAACAGCAGAUCAAUCGUUUGGUACAGCAACAGAUGCAGAACAUCGCCGGCCCAAACGUCAAUUUGAAUCAAUUGCCACCGCAACACAGGCAAAUGCUCGUCGUCCAAGCGAUGCGCCAGCUGGGUGCCUUGCUUCCGCAGCAAAACAACUCGAGCGGCAACCAAGCCACCCCACAGCAGCAGGCGAUUCAAGCUCAGCAGCAGCAGCAGCAGCAACAGCAGCAACCACAGCAGUCGCAGCAGCAACAGCCGCCACAGGCUCAGAUCCCGCAUCAACUUCAGAUGGCUUUGCAAGGAUACGCUCAGAAUAGCAUGGGCAACCCUAUGGGAUCCGGAAACGUUGCAUUUCCGAUGCAGCAGCAGCAGCAGAUGAACCCAACAGCCUCUCAAGCUGCCGCUCUAGCAGCCAUCUUCCAGCAGCAACAGCAACAACAGCAGCAGCAGAACUCGAUGCUGCCACAACAGCAACUCCAGCAAGCGGCCAUGAUGCCCGCGUUCCAGGCUAUGAUGGCGCAGAAUCAUGGGCAGAACAGUGCGAACGGAAUGAUGCAGUCGAGUUCUCCGCAAGCUCAGCAUCAGCAGACCGGACAGCAAAAUCAGUCCAACUUCAACGCGAAUACCGGAGGCUUCAAUACGAGCUUCUUGGGCAACGGUGGCCAGUGGGGCAGCUCGGGAUGAGAGGGUCGAGCCUUUCGCGCUUUCCCUCCGCAAAGUAGGUCCUUCGCGGCCCUUUGUUGUUCCACUGUCGCACGUGCAGCCCUCCAUCGGUUCGUUUCGUCGACCACUUGUACGACAGACUUCG